CGCAAGCCUGCGGCACUUGGAGCCUGGAUGGAAACCUAUCCCAGCAUGCCUGACAGCGAAAGCAGGAAAGGAUGAUGAAGAUGAUGAAGCCAAGAUGGCAGUAGUGAGGGCGCAGUCGGUUCGGUGUCUACAAAAUCAGAAGAAGCUAACAAAAGACAUAGUCAACAAAGCAGGAAAUUAAAGAAAUUUCUAUGUACAGAAAAGGAGUGUCAGUCGUUCGAAGCGGCAUGGCCUGAGGCCCGGAGACGCUGAUAUCAUUACUGUACGAAGAAGGGGAGACACUUUCGUAUUUGCACAGAGGAGGGGAGCGUGCGGUUUCGUUUCAAGCCUGUGGAUAUAAUGAUUGUUGGGUAUAUCCGGUAGCAAAAGCCGGAUCUGAAUGACAGUCUUACGGCUUUUGCGUUUAAAUGAAUUUUAUAUAAUUUAUUGUUUUUUUUGUUGAAAGGAUGAUGUGUGCUGCCGCUACUGCUGCUGCUGCAGUAGGGACCAGUGGGCUCCUGCCUUCACCUGCUGCUUCCACUGGGCUGGGAGCAAAGGUCAUUUUAGGGAUUGGGGCGGAUUUUUCGGGUUUCGGGUCAGGCAUGAGUGCUUGCCCUGGUCCCGGAGCCCCGUCGGAUUGUCGGGGCCGAUACCAGUUGCUGCUUUCCGGGACAGCGCUUGCAGAAAACUACCGGAGGAUUUACACCGCGGCGAUCAGUGACAAAGAGCAAGGGAUCAACCAGGGAAGGGGAAAAAAGACCUUGAGUAAAAAAAAGUUGAAAAGGAAGCAAAAGGCAAAAUCCAAAGUGAAAACACGAUCAAAGAGUGAAAAUCUAGAGGGAGUACUGUCUGUACCAGACAUCAAGCUUCACAGCAACCCAUCUGCUUUCAAUGUUUACUGUAAUGUUCGGCACUGUGUAUUGGAAUGGCAGCAGAAAGAGGCUUCUCUAGCUCUGGCAUCCAAGACUUCUGUUCAGAGUGGGGAUUCUGAUAGUGAUGAAGAGGAGGAGUCCAAAGAGCCACCUAUCAAGCUUCCUAAGAUUAUUGGUAUUGGGCUAUGUGGUGUUUUUGAGCUGAUCAAAGAGACAAGGUUUUCUCAUCCUUCGCUGUGCUUGAGGAGUUUGCAAGCCUUGCUCGAUAUGUUACAAGGUCAACAACCAGAGGGCUUUCAGUCUGAACCACCUGAUGUUCUGGAAUCUCUCUUUCACCUGCUUCUGGAGAUCACAAUAAGAAGCACAGGAAUGAACGACAGCACUGGUCAAGCACUUACAGCACUCUCAUGUGCAUGCUUAUUUAGUCUUGUUGUGGCCUGGGGCGACACUGGUAAAAUCCUUCAAGCUGUUUCAGCCAUUCUUACGAACAAUGGCAGCAAUGCUUGUCAAGCCAUUCAGGUACCAGCAAUUCUGAACUCUUUGCAAAGAAGCGUGCAAGCAGUUCUUGUUGGAAAAAUCCAAAUUCAGGACUGGUUUAGUAACGGGAUCAAGAAAGCUGCUCUGAUGAACAAAUGGAUACUGAAAGAAGUGUCAAUUGAUGACGAUGAGAAUUGUCUGCUGCAAAGUGAUGGCUCCUUCCUUUAUCUGCUAUGCAAAGACGGAUUGUACAAAGUGGGAUCAGGAUACAGUGGAACAGUUCGUGGUCAUGUAUAUAAUUCCACAUCACGCAUUAGAAAUCGCAAGGAAAGAAAAUCCUGGUUGGGUUAUGCACAGGGUUAUUUGCUCUACCAAGAUAUGAACAAUCACAAUAUGACUGCUUUGAAGAUCAAUCCUGAAACACUAGAGCAAGAAGGUGCAAUCACAAUGCCUGGUCUCCAAGCUGAUGGGCAGAAUAUUGUCUUCACAGAUGGGGAGUACAUUAAUCAAAUUGCAGCUUGCCGAGAUGAUGGUUUUGUUGUUCGAAUCUAUGCAACAAGUACUGAGCCAACACUUCAGCAAGAACUACAGUUAAAGUUGGCACGAAAGUGCCUCCACGCAUGUGGCAUUUCCUUGUUUGACCUGGAGAAAGAUCUUCAUAUUAUUAGUACUGGGUUUGAUGAGGAGGCUGCAAUCUUGGGAGCUGGGAGAGAAUUUGCACUCAUGAAAACUGCCAAUGGAAAGAUCUACUAUACUGGCAAAUAUCAGAGCCUGGGAAUCAAACAGGGUGGUCCCUCUGCAGGGAAAUGGGUUGAACUGCCCAUUACCAAAUCUCCAAAAAUUGUUCAGUUUUCUGUUGGUCAUGAUGGUUCACAUUCUUUGCUAGUAGCGGAGGAUGGAAGUGUCUUCUUUACUGGCUCUGCAAGCAAGGGGGAAGAUGGUGAAUCAACCAAGAGCCGAAGGCAACCAAAGCCUUACAAACCCAAGAAAAUUAUUAAAAUGGAAGGCAAAAUUGCAGUUUACACUGCAUGUAACAAUGGAAGCAGCAGCAUUGUAACAAAGGAUGGAGAGCUUUACAUGUUCGGAAAAGAUGCUGUUUACAGUGAUAGCUCUUGCAAGGUUACAGAUCUGAAAGGACACUUUGUUACUCAUGUAGCAAUGGGAAAAGCUCAUACAUGCAUCCUCACCAAAGAUGGAGAGUUGUGGACAUGUGUUAACAAUAAAGGACAGUGUGGUGAUACAGGAUCUAUGAACCAGGCAGGAAAAGGGUUUGGAGUAGAAAACAUGGCAACAGCAAUGGAUGAAGAUUUGGAGGAAGAAGUAGAUGACAAAGAAGAGAAAUCCAUGAUGUGUCCUCCAGGAAUGCACAAAUGGAAGCUAGACCAGUGUAUGGUUUGCACAGUAUGUGGGGACUGCACUGGCUAUGGAGCCAGCUGUGUGAGUAGUGGCCGUCCAGACAGAGUCCCUGGAGGAAUAUGUGGUUGUGGCUCAGGUGAAUCGGGAUGCUCAGCCUGUGGCUGCUGCAAAGCUUGUGCACGAGAACUGGAUGGACAGGAGGCAAGACAAAGGGGCAUAUUUGAUGCUGUCAAGGAAAUGAUUCCCUUAGAUCUGCUUUUAGGAGUGAAUAUUGAAGAACAUAUCCAAAUAAGACAGGAAGAAAAAAGACAGAGAAUUAAUCGAAGACACAGACUAGAGGAAGGAAGAGGCCCCCUUGUAUUUCCUGGUCCCAUUUUUAUGAACCAUCGAGAGCAGGCCCUAGCCAGACUAAGACCCCUUCAAGCACAACUAAAGCAUAAGCGGGACAAACAUAAAGAUGGCAGUGGAGAACGAGGAGACAAGGAUGCCAGUAAAAUUACUACCUAUCCGCCAGGAACAGUACGCUUUGAUUGUGAUCUUCGUGCUGUUCAAGUCAGCUGUGGAUUCCAUCACUCAGUGGUACUGAUGGAAAAUGGAGAUGUAUACACUUUUGGCUAUGGUCAACAUGGGCAACUAGGACAUGGUGAUGUAAAUUCCAGGGGCUCCCCCACCCUUGUCCAGUCCUUACCUGGACCAAGCAUUCAUGUUACAGCAGGAAGCAAUCAUACUGCAGUUCUUCUAAUGGAUGGUCAGGUUUUCACAUUUGGGAGCUUUUCUAAAGGGCAGCUUGGAAGACCAAUUUUAGACAUGCCAUACUGGAAUGCAAAACCAUCCCCUAUGCCAAAUAUUGGAGCAAAAUAUGGACGCAAGGCCACAUGGAUUGGUGCCAGUGGAGAUCAGACUUUCCUAAGAAUUGAUGAGGCACUUAUAAAUUCUCAUGUUCUUGCAACAUCUGAAGUUUUUGCCAGCAAGCAUAUCAUUGGUUUAGUGCCUGCAUCAUUAUCAGAACCACCUCCCUUUAGGUGUCUGUUAAUAAAUAAGAUGGAUGGAAGCUGCAGAACGUUCAAUGAUUCUGAGCAGGAGGAUUUGCAAGGAUUUGGCGUCUGUCUGGAUCCAGUCUAUGAUGUAAUUUGGAGAUUCCUACCAGCGUCACGAGAGUUUUGGUGCUACAAUUCAGUUAUCGCAGAUGCAAGAAGUCCAUGUGCUUCUGACCUUCAGACACGCUGCUGCAUUCUAAGUCCAGAACUUGCUCUUCCAGCAGGGUCACAGGCUAUGACAACAAGAUCUCAUGGAGCUCUUCAUAUUUUAGGUUGUCUAGACACAUUAGCAGCAAUGCAGGAGCUCAAAAUGGGAGUUACAAACACUGAAGAAGAAACCCAGGCAGUUUUGAAAGUGUACUCAAAGGAAGACUAUGGUGUGGUCAAUCGCUUUGAAAGUCAUGGAGGUGGUUGGGGAUACUCUGCUCAUUCAGUUGAAGCAAUUCGAUUUUGUGCAGAUGUUGAUAUUCUUCUGGGAGGUCUAGGCCUGUUUGGUGGUAGAGGAGAGUAUACUGCCAAGAUAAAGCUUUUUGAGCUGGGUCCAGAUGGAGGAGACCAUGAAACUGAUGGUGAUCUGUUGGCAGAAACUGAUGUUUUGGCUUAUGAUUGUGCAGCUAGAGAAAAGUAUGCCAUGAUGUUUGAUGAACCUGUUCUUCUCCAGUCUGGUUGGUGGUAUGUGGCAUGGGCCAGAGUCUCUGGACCAAGCAGUGACUGUGGCUCACAUGGACAAGCAGCCAUCACAACAGAUGAUGGUGUGGUCUUUCAAUUUAAAAGUUCAAAGAAAUCAAAUAAUGGAACAGAUGUAAAUGCUGGUCAGAUACCACAGCUAUUAUACAGGCUUCCAUCAAAUGAUGGAAAUUCUGCAAAAGGAAAACAGCAGACAAGUGAGCCAGUCCAUAUAUUGAAGAGAUCCUUUGCUAGAACAGUAUCUGUGGAGUGCUUUGAGUCACUACUAAGCAUUCUUCAUUGGAGCUGGACUACCCUGGUUCUAGGUGUGGAUGAGCUUCGUGGAUUAAAGGGGUUUCAGUACACAGCUACACUGCUAGACCUUGAAAGACUACGUUUUGUAGGCACUUGCUGCCUUAGACUUCUUCGAGUCUAUAUAUGUGAAAUUUACCCUAUUUCAGCAAGUUCCAAAGCAGUAGUGGAGGAGUCCAGUAAAUUGGCAGAAUGUGUUGGGAAGACUAGAAGCCUCUUAAGAAAAAUUCUUUCUGAAGGAAUAGAUAAUUGUGCCAUUAAACUAGACAAUGAUCCUCAGGGCUACCUUAGCCAGCCUUUGACUCUACUGGAAGCUGUUCUUCAAGAAUGUCACAACACAUUUACAGCCUGUUUCCAUUCCUUCUACCCAACACCUGCUCUCCAAUGGGCCUGCCUCUGUGACUUGCUGAAUUGUCUUGAUCAGGAUAUUCAAGAAGCAAACUUCAGGACAUCAAGUAGUCGACUUUUAGCUGCCGUAAUGUCAGCCCUAUGCAAUACUUCUGUAAAAUUGACAUCCAUUCUUCCAAUUGCCUAUGAUGGAGAGGUUUUGCUCCGUUCUCUUGUCAAGCAAGUCAGCACAGAAAAUGAUUCAGCUUUAGCUCAUAGGUUCCCACUGUUGGUGGCCCAUAUGGAGAAACUCAGCCAUAGUGAAGAAAAUCUGACAGGGCUGACAAGUUUUCGUGAAGUUCUUGAAAAGAUGUUAGUCAUUGUUGUUCUUCCUGUGAGAAAGAGUCUACGGAAAGAAAUGGAGCUUUUCUCACCACAUCUAGUAUCUAACACAUGUGGCCUCAUAGCGAGUAUCGUCAGUGAGCUUACUGCUUCAGCACUUGGUUCAGAGGUCGAUGGUUUAAAUUCAAUGCACUCGGUGAAAGCUACCCCAAACCGCUUCACCAAGACAAGCCAGGGAAGAAGUUGGAAUACAGGCAAUGGAUCACCUGAUGCUAUUUGUUUUUCUGUUGACAAACAUGGGGUAGUUCUUGUUGGGUUUUGUGUAUAUGGUGGAGGAGGUAUCCAUGAAUAUGAAUUGGAGGUCCUGGCAGAUGAUACCCAGGCUGAACAUCCAGGGGACUCUGCUCAUUCACACAGGUGGACAUCUUUAGAGCUAGUGAAAGGAACAUACAGCACUGAUGACUCUCCUAGUGAUAUAGCUGAAAUCAGACUGGACAAAGUGGUACCCUUAAAGGAAAAUGUCAAAUAUGCUGUACGACUAAGAAAUUACGGUAGUCGUACUGCUAAUGGUGAUGGAGGCAUGACUACAGUGCAGUGUCCUGAUGGAGUGACAUUUACUUUCAGCACCUGCAGCCUUAGCAGCAAUGGCACUAACCAGACUCGAGGCCAAAUUCCACAGAUUCUGUAUUACAGAAGUGAGUAUGAUGGUGAUUUACAAUCUCAGAUUUUAAGUAAAGCCAAUGAAGAAGAUAAAAACUGCAGUAGAUCUCUUUCUGUAGUGAGUGCUGUGGUGCGUGCAGCCAAAGAUCUUCUUCACAGAGCUUUUGCUGUGGAUGCUGAAGAUAUCCCAGAGCUGCUAAGUUCUUCCAGUUUGUUUUCAAUGCUGCUUCCUCUUAUUUUGGCUUAUAUUGGGCCAGUAGCAGCAUCUGUACCAAAGGCUGCGGUUGAAGUAUUUGGGUUAGUUCAGGAGCUGCUUCCUGCUGUGUCUGCUUUGAACCAGAAAUAUGCCCCCCCUGCUUUUAACCCUAAUCAGUCCACUGACAGCACAACAGGAAAUCAGCCUGAGCAAGGGCUGUCGGCAUGUACUACCUCUAGUCACUAUGCUGUCAUAGAGAGUGAUCAUCCCUAUAAACAAGCAUCUGUGACGCAGUACAAGGUUUCCUUCCCAGACUGUGUCCGAUGGAUGACCAUUGAAUUUGACUCCCAGUGUGGUACUGCUCAACCUGAAGAUGUAUUACGCCUGAUGAUUCCCAGCAGAUCUCUACAAUUUUGUGGAUUUGCUGCAAAACAUACUGUACACGAAAGCCUAAACACAUGGACAGAGCUAAAGAAGUUUUUUGGUUCCAGUGGCUGGCCAACAACAGUGUUGGUUUUACCAGGUAAUGAGGCCCUCUUUUCUUUGGAGACUGCAUCAGAUUAUGUGAAGGAUGACAAAGCAUGUUUCUUUGGCUUUAAGUGUGUAGCUGUGGGAUACGAGUUUAAUCCUGGCACUGAUGAGGGUAUUAUUCAGCUGGAAAAGGAGCUGGCAUAUUUAGGUGGUUUGUGUGCAGCUGCAUUGAUGAAAAAAGACCUGGCUCUACCAAUUGGCAAUGAGCUUGAAGAAGACCUUGAAAUUCUUGAGGAGUCAUCUUUGCAAGUUUGUAAGGCUCAUGCAGGGAUUCUUGGAAAAGGUUUAGCAUUGUCAAGGUCUCCAUCCAUUCUAGAAGCUUUGGAAGGCAACCUUCCUUUGCAUCUGCAAAGCAAUGAACAUUCCUUUCUUGAAGAUUUUAUAACUUGUGUUGAAAAUUCCAGUGGUGGACGUCUUGCAAGGUGGUUACAGCCAGAUUCUUAUGCUGAUCCUCAGAAAACAUCACUGAUCCUUAAUAAGGAUGACAUCAGGUGUGGUUGGCCAACCACUGUCACUGUGCAGACCAAAGACCAAUAUGGAGAUGUAGUGCAUGUGCCAAAUAUGAAGGUUGAGGUGAAAGCUGUUCCUGUGUCUCAGAAAAAAUCUUUGCCUCAAGAUAAUGUUAGAAAACUACAACGAAUACCUGGAAGUCCUAUGGUGGUAAAUUCAGGAGCUGACAUGACUUAUGGAGGUUUGCCUCCACCAAAACUGGAAUCCACCUAUGAGCCAAUGAUUGUUAAAGAAGCUCGCUACAUUGCCAUUACUAUGAUGAAGGUUUAUGAGAACUACUCUUUUGAAGAACUUCGCUUUGCUUCCCCAACACCUAAGAGACCGAGUGAGAAUAUGCUGAUUAGAGCAAAUACAGAUGGCACCUACAACGCUAAUUGGACUCCUGGAGCUGUUGGUCUUUAUACUAUACAUGUGACAAUAGAUGGAAUUGAAAUAGAUGCUGGUUUGGAAGUGGAAGUCAAAGACCCCCCAAAGGGAAUGAUUCCACCUGGAUCUCAACUAGUGAAACCUAAAGUAGAGCCUCAGCCAAGUAAGGUUCGCAAAUUUGUGGCCAAGGACAGCGCAGGGCUUCGUAUCCGUAGCCACCCCUCUCUGCAGAGUGAACAGAUAGGCAUAGUGAAGGUCAAUGGAACCAUCACUUUCAUUGAUGAGAUCCACAAUGAUGAUGGUGUAUGGCUCAGACUGAAUGAUGAAACUGUAAAGAAGUAUGUUCCCAACAUGAAUGGGUACACUGAAGCCUGGUGCCUGUCUUUUAACCAGCAUCUGGGCAGGAGUCUUCUAGUUCCUGUUGACGGGGCCAGAAUUCAUUCUGAUUAUUCUAAAGAGACCAAUGCACGAUGCUCCUAUGACGCAUCAAUAAGGGAGCAGGACACCCUGUGCCUGCGAGGUGGACCAGGUGCUUAUAAGGUAGUGCGGACAGGACCCUCGGGUCACAACAUCAGAAGCUGCCCUAACCUUAGAGGUAUCCCAAUUGGAAUGUUAGUUCUGGGAAACAAACUGAAGGCAGUAGGCGAGGUAACAAACUCAGAAGGCACUUGGGUACAGUUGGAUAAGAACAGUAUAGUGGAGUUUUGUGAAAGUGAUGAAGGUGAAGCCUGGUCUCUUGCAAGGGAUCGGGGAGGAAGUCAGUACCUUCGACAUGAAGAAGAGCAAACUGCAUUGGAUCAAGGAGCUCAGACGCCACCCCCAAGCCCUUUUUCUGUCCAAGCUUUCAGUAGGGGUGCUACUGCUUCUGGUGCCCAAGGAUUUGAUUAUGGAAUUGCAAGUAAAAAAGGUGAAAGAGGAAACAUAUCGACAGUUACAAGGCCUCUGUCACCAGCUGCAAAAUCAGACAAUUUUGGAAAGCAUCGCACUGAGAGCAGAUCUCCAAAAUUGGAUGGACGAAUUAGCCGAGCUUCUACAGAGCAAGGAAAGAUGCAGAACAAUGAAUGCCUGUCAGCCAGUGAAUCUCUUAUUCUAAAAUCUGAUACUGCUAAGCUGAGGUCAGACUCUCAUAGUAGGUCACUUUCCCCAAACCACAAUACCCUACAGGCUUUGAAAGCUGAUGGACGAACGUGCGGUUUAAGGGCUGAAUCCCCAACCCCAGGGUCUAGGUCAUCAUCUCCAAAAGCCAAAGCUCUUUCAUCAGGGCGAACAAGCCCAAGUAGUACUAGUUCUCCAAGAUCCUCCUCCCCUUAUGAAAAAAAUCUAUCUCAGAAAGUUAACGUGACUCCAAAAUCCCAUUUGGAUCCACCUCGUGAAAGGUCCAAGUCUGAUUCUUACACUCUAGACCCAGACACCCUUAGAAAAAAAAAAGUGCCUUUGACUGAGCCAUUACGGGGAAGAUCCACUUCACCUAAACUAAAAAAUGCAUCUAAAAGCGGCAACAACACUGAUGGUCGUGCUCCAUCACCCCACGUAGUACAAGAAAAUUUGCACAGUGAAGUAGUAGAAAUCUGCACUUCUAGUGCGUUGUUGUCUAACGAUGAUGACAAUGAAGACAUUUCUGAUGCUAAAUGUACAGAGGAGGGAAUGUCUAAAGUCCAUUUCAGUAUAGGAAAAGCCCCCAUCAAAGAUGACCAAGAAACAAGAUCUUCUCCUAAAGUCAGCCGUAAAACAGCAGACAGAAAGGUGAGAACCAAAAAAGAAAGGUCAGGGCCACUCUUUAAAGGGGAGUGCUCUCGUUUAAUGGAGCCUGCUAAACAAGCCAUGUCUCCUUCAGUGGCAGAGUGUGCCCGUGCUGUAUUUGCAGCCUUUCUUUGGCAUGAAGGUAUAGUUCAUGAUGCAAUGGCAUGUUCUUCUUUUUUAAAGUUCAACCCUGAACUUAGCAAGGAGCAUGCGCCAAUAAGGAACAGUCUAAGCAGUCAGCAGGUUUUAGAUGAGAAGGAAAGCAAACUCAAGAACAGACAUUCUCUCGAAAUUUCAUCAGCCCUCAAUAUGUUUAAUAUUGCCCCACAUGGACCUGACAUUUCGAAAAUGGGCAGCAUUAACAAAAAUAAGGUGCUUUCUAUGCUAAAGGAACCUCCUCUUCAUGAAAAAUGUGAAGAUGGAAAAACUGAUGUGAUAUCCUAUGAUGCAUCUACUCAUACAGGUUUGAGAACCAAGUCACCUCUUCCUCUAACUCUGCAACAUCUGGUGGCUUUUUGGGAAGAUAUUUCCUUGGCAACUAUUAAAGCUGCCACACAGAACAUGAUCUUCCCAAGUCCAGGAUCAAGUGCAAUACUUAAGAAAAAAGAUAGUGAAAAAGAUUGUAAAAAAGGCAAAAAGGAAAAGAAGAAAAAGGAGAAAACUGAGAUAAGACCAAGAGGAAAUUUGUUUGGUGAAAUGGCUCAACUUGCUAUGGGAGGACCCGAGAAAGACACCAUUUGUGAACUAUGCGGAGAAUCUCAUCCAUACCCAGUGACUUACCAUAUGAGACAAGCACAUCCAGGUUGUGGUAGAUAUGCUGGAGGACAAGGAUAUAACAGCAUUGGACACUUUUGUGGAGGAUGGGCUGGUAACUGUGGUGAUGGUGGAAUUGGGGGUAGCACAUGGUAUUUGGUGUGUGAUCGCUGCAGGGAAAAAUAUCUUCGAGAAAAGCAAAGUGCAACAAGAGAAAAGGUGAAGCAAUCAAGAAAGAAGCCAAUGCAAGUAAAAACGCCUCGUGCCCUGCCCACAAUGGAAGCUCACCAAGUUAUCCGUGCUAAUGCCCUAUUUUUGCUGUCACUUAGCAGUGCAGCAGAACCAAGCAUUCUCUGUUACCACCCUCCAAAACCUCCACACAGUCAGCUUCCAAGUGUCAAAGAAGGUGUCUCUGAAGAGCUUCCCAACAAAAUAGGCUGCCUAUACUUACAGACUCUUGCUCGACACCAUUCUGAGAGUUUUGGAGGCUACCAAGAUGAUAAUCUCUUUCAGGAUGAGAUGAGGUAUCUAAGAUCAACAUCUGUUCCUGCACCAUAUAUUUCAGUAACACCAGAUGCUAGUCCUAAUGUCUUUGAGGAGCCUGAAAGUAACAUGAAAUCAAUGCCUCCGAGUUUGGAGACAAGUCCUAUUACAGAUAGUGACACAGCAAAACGUACAGUUUUUCAAAGGUCAUACUCGGUUGUGGCAUCAGAAUAUGAUAAACAACAUUCUACAUCUCCAGCUCGAGUCAAAGCUAUACCCAGACGCAGAGUCAACAGUGGUGAUGCAGAAGUGGGAUCAUCUCUUUUGCGACACCCUUCCCCUGAGCUGUCCCGGCUGAUAUCUGCUCAUGGCUCUCUAAGUAAGGGAGAACGCAAUUUUCAGUGGCCAGUUCUGGCCUUUGUCAUCCAGCAUCAUGACCUGGAGGGACUAGAGGUGGCAAUGAAGCAUGCUUUGAAAAAGUCUGCCUGCCGGGUGUUUGCAAUGGAGGCAUUUAAUUGGCUUCUUUGCAAUGUUAUUCAAACCACAUCACUUCAUGAUAUACUUUGGCACUUUGUGGCAUCACUGACACCAUCUCCAAGUGAGCCUGAGGAGGAGGAUGAGGAAGAAAAUAAGGCAAAUAAGGAAAAUGCUGAGCAGGAAAAAGACACACGAGUGUGUGAGCAUCCAUUGUCAGAUAUAGUAAUUGCUGGAGAAGCUGCUCAUCCACUACCUCACACCUUCCACCGUCUGCUUCAGACAAUCUCUGAUCUCAUGAUGUCUUUGCCUAGUGGUAGCUCCCUGCAGCAGAUGGCUCUGAGGUGUUGGAGCCUGAAAUUCAAGCAAUCUGAUCAUCAGUUUCUACAUCAAAGCAAUGUCUUUCACCAUAUCAAUAACAUCCUGUCUAAAUCUGAUGAUGGUGAUAGUGAAGAAAGUUUCAACAUUAGUGUGCAAUCUGGCUAUGAGGCAAUUAGUCAGGAUCUCUGCAUAGUUACAUGCCUUAAGGAUCUUACAGGUGUCGUGGAUAUCAAAACUUCUAGUAGACCAGCUAUGAUUGGCAGCCUGACAGAUGGAUCCACAGAAACAUUCUGGGAAUCUGGAGAUGAAGACAAAAACAAAACAAAAAGUAUCAUUAUCAGCUGUGUGAAGGGAAUAAGUUCUCGUUAUGUGUCAGUGCAUGUUGAUAACUCUCGGGAUAUUGGGAACAAAGUGACUUCCAUGAUUUUCCUUUGUGGAAAAGCAGUUGAGGACCUUUGCAGAAUUAAACAGGUGGACCUAGAUUCAAGACAUAUUGGUUGGGUCACUAGUGAACUCCCGGGUUGUGAUAAUCACAUCAUAAAAAUGGAACUGAAGGGACCUGAAAACACCCUAAGAGUGAGGCAGGUGAAAGUGUUAGGAUGGAAGGAUGGUGAAAGUAUCAAGAUUGCUGGACAAAUUUCUGCAAGUGUUGCUCAGCAGAAGAACUGUGAGGCUGAAACCCUCCGUGUAUUCCGACUAAUCACAUCUCAGGUGUUUGGCAAGCUCAUUUGUGGGGACACAGAGCCAACCCCAGAACAAGAGGAGAAGACAUUGCUAUCUUCGCCAGAAGGAGAGGACAAGGCACCUUCUGAUGCUGAUUUAAAGGAACACAUGGUUGGGAUUAUUUUCAGUAGAAGUAAACUGACAAAUCUUCAGAAACAGGUGUGUGCACACAUAGUGCAAGCUAUUCGAAUGGAGGCUACCCGUGUACGGGAGGAGUGGGAGCAUGCCAUCUCUAGCAAAGAAAAUGCCAACUCGCAGCCAAAUGAUGAGGAUGCCUCCUCAGAUGCAUAUUGCUUUGAGCUGCUGUCCAUGGUACUUGCACUAAGUGGCUCCAAUGUAGGAAGACAGUAUUUGGCUCAACAGCUGACACUGAUGCAAGACCUUUUCUCACUGCUACACACAGCCUCUCCAAGAGUACAAAGACAGGUGACUUCUCUACUCAGACGUGUCCUUCCAGAGGUGACUCCAGCUCGGCUAGCUAGCAUCAUUGGAGUAAAAGUCCUUCCUCCUGCAGAUAUUAGUGAUAUAAUUCAUUCCACAGAGAAAGGAGACUGGAAUAAGCUGGGAAUCCUUGACAUGUUUCUAGGAUGUAUUGCCAAAGCACUCACAGUUCAGCUCAAAGCCAAAGGUACUACUAUUGCAGGGACUACUGGGACAGCAGCAGGCAAAGGAGUCACCACAGUGACACUGCCAAUGAUAUUUAAUUCAAGUUAUAUUAGGCGAGGAGAAAGUCACUGGUGGAUGAAAGGGUCUACUCCCACACAAAUUGCAGAGAUUAUCAUCAAACUUGUCAAGGACAUGGCAGCUGGUCAUUUGUCUGAGGCCUGGUCAAGAGUCACAAAGAAUGCUAUAGCAGAGACCAUCAUUGCUUUAACUAAAAUGGAGGAGGAACAUCGAUCACCAGUGAGAUGCAUCGCUACCACUAGGUUGUGGCUAGCUCUGGCUUCACUUUGCGUUCUGGAUCAGGACCAUGUUGACAGACUUUCCUCAGGAAGAUGGAUGGGUAAAGAUGGACAACAGAAACAGAUGCCUAUGUGUGACAACCAUGAUGAUGGAGAAACUGCUGCUAUCAUCUUGUGCAAUGCAUGUGGAAAUCUUUGUACAGACUGUGAUCGAUUCCUGCAUCUUCACAGGCGAACUCGCACACACCAGAGACAAGUUUUCAAGGAAGAAGAAGAAGCUAUUAAAGUGGACCUUCAUGAGGGCUGUGGGAGAACCAAACUAUUUUGGUUAAUGGCUCUUGCCGAUUCAAAAACCAUGAAAGCAAUGGUGGAGUUCAGAGAACAUACGGGAAAGCCUGCCUCUAGCACCUCAGAAGCCUGUCGGUUCUGUGGAUCACGGAAUGGAACAGAAUUGUCAUCAGUUGGAAGUGUCUGUUCAGAUGCUGACUGCCAGGAGUAUGCAAAAACCGCUUGUAGCAAAACUCACCCAUGUGGCCAUCCAUGUGGAGGUGUUAAAAAUGAAGACCGUUGUCUACCUUGCCUGCAUGGCUGUGACAAGAGUAUGUCAUGCCUUAAACAGGAUGCUGAUGAUAUGUGCAUGAUCUGUUUUACAGAGGCACUAUCAGCAGCCCCCGCAGUUCAGCUGGAUUGCAGUCAUGUCUUUCACCUUAAUUGCUGUAGACGUGUUUUAGAAAACAGAUGGCUUGGCCCUAGAAUAACAUUUGGAUUUAUGUCAUGUCCCAUUUGUAAGAACAAAAUCAAUCAUCAUGUAUUAAAAGACUUGCUGGAUCCUAUUAAAGAGCUGUAUGAGGAUGUAAGACGUAAAGCUCUCAUGAGGUUGGAAUAUGAAGGACUUCAUAAGAGUGAGGCUAUAACUACAGCCGGAGCGCGUUUCCACAAUGAUCCUGCUGGCUUUGCAAUGAACAGAUAUGCUUACUAUGUAUGCUACAAGUGCAAAAAGGCUUACUUUGGUGGUGAAGCUCGCUGUGAUGCAGAAGCUGGCCAAGGUGAUGAUUAUGACCCCCGAGAGCUGAUCUGUGGAGCAUGCUCUGAUGUUUCAAGAGCUCAGAUGUGCUCCAAACAUGGUACAGAUUUCUUGGAAUACAAAUGCCGUUAUUGUUGUUCUGUGGCUGUGUUUUUUUGCUUUGGUACGACACACUUCUGUAACGCAUGUCAUGAUGACUUUCAGCGAAUGACCAGUAUCCCAAAGGAGGAACUCCCACGUUGCCCUGCAGGUCCGAAAGGUAAACAACUAGAAGGGACGGAGUGUCCUCUACAUGUUGUGCAUCCUCCUACAGGUGAAGAGUUUGCACUAGGAUGUGGUGUCUGUCGAAAUGCUCACACAUUUUGAAUACUUGGGCUCUGAUCCCCCAGGGCACAACUUUUCAUGCUUAAGCUUCCAGGGACCUUUGUGCUCUCUGAGGCAGAAGAUGACAGUAACUGGUCUACAAACUGGAUGCUGCUCUGCUCUUUAUGUUGCAGAACCAACACAUAACCAGGAUGUUUUGAAUAUAUUUAAUAACUCUUAUGAUGUGUUUGCAUGCAGCAGUCGAACCCUUGACAUCUAUAAAUGCUGCGUGACUCCUGAUCAGUGAGGCAUUAUAAUGUAUUCAACUUAAGAAAAGGAAAAAAAAUGCUGUGGGCAUCUGUACGUGGACUACAACAUAUUUUAAAAUUUCCAAAAUGGAAGCUAUAUCAAGAUGAUGAGAGUAAUGUCAGCUUCCUACCUAUGAAAAAUAUAUUGUUAUAUGUAUACUUACUUUUUUGUAAUUCUGUACAGUAUUCCCAAGAGUUGACUGCAUCACAGAUGAAAAGUUCUGUCUGGUAUAUGAAUAUUGACUGUUAAGAAUGUUUCGUUAGGAAGGCCUUUGGUGUACGAUUUAUCUAAUCUUGUAUAUAAUGAUGGUAUCAAAAAUAGGUGUAUUCCGAAGUUGCAACUUUACACUGCAGUUUCAUUUAAUCUUCUGGGUUAUGUUUUGAGCCUGAAAUUUUAAUGAAGUGCAAUACUGGGUGUGCCUCCUAUCUUACAGCUGUAAACAUAUGGAAUGUAUAUGUCAAUAAAGCCGCUGUACAUUUUUAUACAGUGACAAGACUCACGUUAUUAGUCUUUUUAAUGUUUUUGUUCAAUUAUUAUACUCUGCUUUUGUACAGAAGACAGUGUUAAAGUGACUUGAGAAGGAAACAAAAUCUUACUGAUACCUCAGGAGUUCUAUGGUAGACAUAUUUAAAGAUGUUUUCAACAAACAAACCUAAGUGCUAAAAAUGCAUAUAAGGUGGUGUGAUGAGACUGCAUAGCCUUUACUUGUACUGCUGUUAACAGCUAAACAACUUUAAAAAAUGGUAUUUGUAAAUAAAAUUCAUGUUUCUGUAA
Molecule: messenger RNA, 15437 nt
Organism: Polypterus senegalus (gray bichir)
Lineage: Eukaryota; Metazoa; Chordata; Cladistia; Polypteriformes; Polypteridae
Gene: mycbp2
Product: MYC binding protein 2
Cellular component (GO): nucleus
Source: RefSeq, a predicted model, not a curated record